Molecule: messenger RNA, 508 nt
Organism: Ostrinia nubilalis (European corn borer)
Lineage: Eukaryota; Metazoa; Arthropoda; Insecta; Lepidoptera; Crambidae
Gene: RpL31
Product: large ribosomal subunit protein eL31
Exons: 3
Coding region: 116-490 (124 amino acids)
Biological process (GO): cytoplasmic translation
Cellular component (GO): ribosome; cytosolic large ribosomal subunit
Molecular function (GO): structural constituent of ribosome
Source: RefSeq, a predicted model, not a curated record
AGAUGUGAAUAUAGUUUUAUGAAUGAAUGCUUCUCGAUUCUGACAUCUGACAGUGACGUAAAGAAUUUGACAUUUCUUUUUGUGUCGGUUUUCGUAGACGAAACCCAAGAUCACAAUGGCUAAACCGAAGGGAGAGAGGAAAGGUAAAUCCGCGAUCAACGAAGUUGUAACGCGAGAAUACACAGUGAAUCUUCAUAAAAGGCUCCAUGGAGUUGGUUUUAAGAAACGCGCUCCACGAGCAAUCAAAGAGAUCCGCAAGUUCGCCGAAAAACAAAUGGGAACCCCUGAUGUCCGAGUAGACACUCGGCUAAACAAGUACCUCUGGUCCAAGGGUGUAAGAAACGUCCCAUUCCGUGUCAGAGUCCGCCUUUCACGCAGACGCAAUGAUGACGAAGACUCAGCACACAAACUGUUCACAUUGGUGACGUACGUCCCAGUGGCCUCCAUCAAGGGUUUGCAGACAGAGAAUGUUGACGCUAGCCAAGAAUAAACAAUAAGUUUAGCAUAA